UUCAGCCUUAUUGAGAGUGAUGUCCUGAAGACAGUAAACUUGCUCCACCUCCCCCAUUCUAGAGAAGUUGAUAUGAAAACAAGAAGAGAAGCCCCGCCCGUUCGAGCCCACCCUGGCUGACUCAAAAAGGCUCGUGGAAAGUCGUGCGAUGUGAUUUAGCCGUCAGCAAAACUAAGCGUCGACGUAACGGAUAAACACACCCCGGGCUGCUCGAAGUUUUACAUCGGACUCAAGCCGACGAGGUGAAUCACCAUGAACGUUUCAGGCUGGUCUGGAGAUGACGUGGUGCGUUGGUUAAGUGACCAGGGCCUGCUGGAGUACUGCGAUUCGCUGAGGAAUCACAACGGGCUGGCCCUUUUAAACCUUAAACAGUCGCACUUUAUGGUCCCCCCACUCUCGCUGGUGACGUCCGAUGGCGGGCAACAACUCCUGGAGCGGAUCGAGAGCCUGCGGCUGGAAAAUCACAUCCAGGCACACAAAAACGGACACAUCGCCUUGAACGGGUUUCAUGAAAGCGGACCGACGGCCAUUAAAGUGGACCAGGAGGCCAACGGGAUUAUCAUCAACGGCAAUGCCAAACAAGCCCAGUCGCCUCUGAGGAACGGACUAUUGAACGGACAGGUCGGGAACGGUUUCCACCACAGCGGCCAGUACUGUGAUCCCAAGACGGACUCCAAAAUCCCAAUCCCGACUAGCGAAUCCCCCUUCCCCGAGGAGUGGGGGAAAACGGCCGCGGCUUUCUUGUACGCCAUGAUCUGCUUCACGCUGACCACCGUCAUGAUCUCGGUGGUCCACGAACGCGUCCCUUCCAAGGAGGCCACGCCCCCUCUGCCGGAUAAGUUCUUCGACUGGUUCGGGAGGAAGGAGUGGGCCUUCACGAUCUGCGAGAUCAACGGGGUGGUGCUGAUAGUGCUGUGGCUGAUACAGUGGGCGCUCCUCAAGCACAGGUCGAUUGUGGGCCGUCGCUUUUUCUUCAUUGUCGGCACUCUCUACCUGUACAGGUGUCUCACAAUGUACAUCACCACCCUGCCGGUUCCUGGCAUGCACUUCAAAUGCUCCCCCAAGGUGUUAGGAGACUAUGCUUCUCAAAUGAGGAGGGUGUUGAAGAUGAUAGCCGGAGGAGGUUUGACCAUCACCGGGUCCCAUCACAUGUGUGGCGACUACCUGUACAGUGGCCAUACGGUCAUGUUAACGUUGACAUACCUCUUCAUCAGGGAGUAUUCUCCAAAGCGGUUCUGGUGGUACCACUGGCUUUGUUGGUUACUGUGUGCUGUUGGGCUGUUCUGCAUCCUUUUGGCCCACGACCAUUACUCCAUAGAUGUGGUAGUGGCCUACUAUAUUACCACGAGACUCUUCUGGUGGUACCACACCAUGGCAAACCAGCAGGCUUUGAAGGAGCCUUCCCAGAGCAACUUCGUGUCCAGGGUGUGGUGGUAUCGCUACUUUCUUUACCUGGAGACCAAUGUCCAGGGUGUCAUCCCCCGCCAUUACCAGCUGCCGUUCUCCUUCACAUGGAAGCGGCUAGUCAGGGGCGGCCCGGUUAAAUACAGCAGACUGGCGAACAGCGAGUGCCCCUAGCGCACAGCGGGCGGGGCGGGUUGAACUGUUAAUCAGAAAACGAUGGAUACACAAGGGGAGGACGAGUAGACGGAUGGACCAGAGACUGCCGCUGCUGCUGGUGUGUGGACGGAGGGAUAUAUCGGUGGCGAAUGGGCUGACUAUCGACGUAAGGCGAGAGUAACGAUCAGCCGCUGAAAGGAUGGACCGAUGGACGAAACCAGAAACCAACUGCCACUCCGGAAGGGAUGAAAAAAAAAGAAAGGAGACUUAAGUGAACACGACGAGCGGACGGAUGAAUAAAACAUGGAAAAGCAUUGUCGGUGAGCUGCUUGGCCCGUUGAGCUGCACGCGGUUGAUGAGCCUCGCAGCCCUGGCCAAGGCUGAGCGCCGUCGUGUAGCCGUUGAGCUGCACGGGGAACGGGGACCCCUCACCCCCGUAGGAUAUUGAGGGACUGACGCGAUCAAUCGGAAGCACAACAGAGAAAAAGCACAAAUAAAAGAGAGAAAUGUUGAAUAAAUUGGCGCCUUUCAUGGCGUUGGGACCCUCGGUCGCCGACCAAGGAUUGUUUCAUCGCCCCAUUUUGUCGACUAGCGAAUUAAAAAGCUGAUUCUAGGUCCGUGUCGGUGGAAGCAGGACCGCAAG
Messenger RNA from Lampris incognitus (smalleye Pacific opah), 2203 nucleotides. RefSeq names its product phosphatidylcholine:ceramide cholinephosphotransferase 1-like. Bases 253 to 1578 code for a protein of 441 amino acids. The record is from RefSeq and is a predicted model, not a curated record. NCBI's taxonomy places the organism in Eukaryota, Metazoa, Chordata, Actinopteri, Lampriformes, Lampridae. The transcript is spliced from 6 exons. Gene Ontology annotation, cellular component: endoplasmic reticulum membrane; Golgi membrane. Gene Ontology annotation, biological process: sphingomyelin biosynthetic process; ceramide biosynthetic process. Gene Ontology annotation, molecular function: sphingomyelin synthase activity; ceramide cholinephosphotransferase activity.